UGGAACCCUUGACCUCAUGGUUCCUAGUCAGAUUCGUUAACCACUGAGCCACGACGGGAACUCCUGCCCAAAACUUUAAGCUUCUGUUAUUCCCUUAUUAUGAAGGAUAAACCAUGGUUUCUUGGACUAAGGUAUAAUAUUUUGUGUAUAUUAAAGCCACUACCUUGUUAAAUACAGUAUUUUAAAAUAUCACAAUUUUAAUAGUCCUAUUUUGGCAUUAAAAAAUGUGGUAUAUGGAGUGCCUGUUGUGGUGCAGCAGAAACGAAUCCGACCAGGAACCAUGGGGUUGCGGGUUCGAUCCCUGGCCUCACUCAGUGGGUUAAGGAUCUGGCGUUGCCACGAGCUGUGGUGUAGGUCGCAGAUGAGCCUCGGAUCCUGCAUUGCUGUGGCUGUGGGGUAGUCUGGCAGCUGCAGCUCUGUUUCAACCCUUAGCCUAGGAAUUUCCACAUGCCACAGGUGUGGCCCUAAAAAGAAAAAAAAAAAAAAAAGUUGUAUAUGCCUCUGGGAGUGGACCAGGGUUCUUUCUACCCUGAGAGGCCCUGAGUAUAACUUGGGAUUGGAGGCCAGACUCUCAGUUGUCUGUACAUCUAGAGAGCCUGGCCACCUGUCCCAGCAGCUUUUAACCUGAACUGUGCCCACUUACAGGAGAGUCGAGGGUGUGGGCAGAUUCUAGGUUUGCAGGUAUGACACUAAGGCAAGAGGUGGUGGAUCCCUAUCCUGGAACAGCCCAGGGAUCUAGGGCUGGGUGAAGCUUCCUGUCCUGUCUAAUCUUCUCAGCCCACUGCUUGUCUUCCCCCAAUUGUGACCUCAUGUUAUUCCAGAAUGUGCUCCUUCCUGGACCCCUUUUUCUUCUCGACCCUGAUGUGUAAGGGGGCUGGAGGCCACAAGUGGGGAAGGAAUGCACAAAGCUGGCAGUAGAGAAAGACACUAGACUUAGGCAGCCAGGAAUGGAUGCCAGCCCAGCCAAGUGGGACCUUUGGCCAUGGCCAGCCUGACCCAGCAGCCUCUGCCCCUUGGAGACCACCAGAUUGAGAGGAAGAGAAACCAACGACUGGAAGAUAAGAAGGUCUGAGCUGCAGAAUAGGUGACAAGCAGAAGGCAGAAGGGACUCAGAAUUGGGGAAGGUGCCCUUCCCCCGGCCUCAGGGACAGCUGUCAGGGUGGGAGAAAGGUCCCAGGCCUCAGGCCAUGCCUGUCAGACCAGACAUAAGGGAUGCCAUGGCCUCUCUCCCGCCCCCCGCCCUCCCAACCACCUUCCUCACAAUGGGGUUCAUUGCUGAGGUGGGAGGGGCCUCCUAGGGAGGGCACAGCAGGGGGCCUGCCUGGCAGAUACCCUCGGGGAGCCUGUCUUUUCAAGCAUGAGCCAUACCAUCUGGGCUCCCCCACUUCCAGUGUGCUCUUAGCUCUGCCUGCCUGGCGUGGGGUCCUGGAGACUUUCUUGGAGCUCAUCCAGCAACCAUCAUGCAGGGUGGUGCUGGGAACCGCCCUCUUCCUCGGAGGUGGAGGCCUCAUGCUGUGGAUGCAGAGGAAGAGGAGAAGGAAGGCAGCUUCUGAGGGUGCACAAGAUGAGCAAGAGCCACCAGAAAGCCACGAAGAAAAGAACGAGAACUGGAUCAAAUCGCACUUUAGCCGUCUUUCCGAAGAGAAGCUGCCCGCCGGAGGAACAGCCGGGACCAGCAGCACGGCCGGGGGCAACUGCGGCAUCACGGGGGCUCCCCAGCCUGACGGUGGCAUCGGAGAGGCCAGCACGACAAUCCCCGGGGAGACCUUCACCACCAGGCAGGGAGAAGACGGCGCGGCUCUUCACCGGGAGUCCUUCACCAGCAAGCAGAGGAUGUCUGGGACCUUGGUGACCAAAGAAACUCCCAAGGAGUCUGAAAAAUCCUCGGCCACGGAGGAGGCCACGUGGGCCGCCGUGGCUGCCUGUACCAAGGACAUUGACGCCAAGGGACAGCAGCUGGCCAACUCCAUGCUGCAGCGUGUCAUGGCGUGCCAGAACUCAGGCCACCUGGAGUCCAAGGAUAUCAACCAGGAAGAGCUGAAAGCGCUCGAGGAGGUGCAGUUAAAGCUGAAAGGCAAUUUCUUCACCCAGCGGGAAGCCACCAUAGCUGGCGCCAACCACACGCACACCUUCCAUAGUCACCAGGGCCACCAGGGUCAUCCAAGCCACCCGAGCCACCAGAGCCACAGCCUGCCCAACCGCAGCCAUUAGACCACCUAACCACGGAUGGACAUGCCCCUUCCCCCAACAAGGCUGGCACACACAGGCCUGUUUUCUCUCCGAUGGGGCAGCCUAGGUGGCCCAGACUAAGAUGCUGCCGCCCAAAGCCCCUCUUCGUCAGGCCCCCACAGGAGUCCUGGGCCCUUUUGACUCCUUGAGCAAAGGCUGCCACUGAUGUCCCCUGAUGAAGGAAGAGCUGGGUGGAAGCCAAGCAGACGCACAGGCCCCUGAAGACCCACUGAGAGGCAAUGAAAGAGGCCGAUACCAGGAGCAGCCAAGAGCACCUGAUGCCAAACGCCUGGACCUGAGCCAAUAAAGCCUUGAACACCCUCACUUAGAGUCUGGGGCUCUGGGGCCAGCCUCAGGUGCGGGCAGGCCAGUGGGGAGAGGGUUCCUCCUGCCACGGCCUCUGGGUGGGCUCCGUAAAAUUGAUUCCUGGGUCUCAGGUUCUGGGGAGUCUCCAGGGGGCUCAACACCCACUGCCCUGCUGUUGCCAGAGAAAGAGAAGCAGCAGCCGGGAGCUGGGAGGAGAGACAGGAUUUCAGAGGCAAGGAAGUAAACAGGGGUGGGAGGUGGGCCCGCUGUUCUCUUGGUACCACCCUCACCCUGUAUACCCCUUCUCACGCUGUGCUGUUUUCCUGCCCCCCUGGCACCCGUGUUCGUGCCUCCCCACUAUCCACCUAUAGAGUGACUGUGUUGCAUGCUCCCUCGUUUUUGUGUUACUAUGGCUGGGCUGUCACUGCUGCAGCUCAGCUAAAUAAUAGUGUUAGUGGAGUUUCUGAUGUGGUUCAGCAAGUUACCAACCCAAUGAGUAUCCACGAGGAUGCAGGUUCAAUCCCUGGCCUUGCUCAGUAGGUUGAGGAUCUGACAUUGCCGUGAGCUGUGGUGUAGGUUGCGGAUGCAGUUCGGAUCCUGCGUGGCUCUUUGGCUGUGUGGACCCGCAGCUUCAGCUCCGAUUCAACCCCUAGCCUGGGAACUUCCAUAUGCCACAGAUGUGGCCCCCCAAAAAGAAAAAAAAAUAGUAGUAGUAUUAGUACAACCAGUAGCUCCCCUACCCCCUUUCAGGGAGUUUUUAGUAUAUGAUUGCUCUGUGUUGUGUUAUGAUGCAGCUAGAUACUACACUAGACACAAAGAAGGGAAGUUAACAGCCACUAGACUCUUGUCCGAGAGUCUGCAGGAAAGGUGGCGGGUUUCCCAGAUCAAGGCUUAAUUCCAUUAAAGCUCUUUAGGAGAUUGCUUAAGCAUUUCAUCAGGAGUUUUGAUUUCAUUCUGGGGGAAGUUAUGAAUUACAUUAUGCAAAAACGUUCUGCCCUAGACCAGGUUUGGGACAAUUUUCUCUUAUACAAAAAAAUUGUCGAUAGGAGUUCCCAUUGUGGCUCAGUGGUUAACGAAUCCGACUAGGAACCAUGAGGUUGCGGGUUCAAUCCCUGGUCUUGCUCAGUGGGUUAAGGAUCUGACGUUGCCAUGAGCUGCGGUGUAGGUUGCAGACUCGGCUCAGAUCCCGCGUUGCUGUGGCUUUGGCGUAGGCUGGCAGCUACAGCUCCGAUUAGACCCCUAGCCUGGGAACCUCCAUAUGCCAUGGGGGCGGCCCAAGAAAUGGCAAAAAGACCAAAAAAAAAAAAAAAUUGUCAACAGGUAGUGUCGUAGGCGUCAAUGGGGGCCAAAACGAGGGGGAUACCAUCCUUGACCUUGAUGCUUCUAGACAAUGUAGGACAAGUGCUGGGCAAGAACAAAAUGCUGUGGAGCACAAGGGGGAGGGGAUUGAGAGGCUAAAGCUAGGGAGGUAUUCCAGGCAGAGGGGACAGCGGGAACAAAGUUCUAGAGGCGGGAAGGUGGCAGUGUGUCUGAGGGAACUUGACAGUCAGUUUGCCUGGAGGGCAACAUUUGGAGACAGGCAAAGGGGAAGAGGAAAAGCCCAAAAAGUGACUCCAAAUCCUCAAGCCAAGAAGUCUGUUGUGUCCGAUUUCCUCAUUUGACAGCAGGGACCAGUUCGAGAAAUGUUGCCUACUCCCACAGGUGUGGGUGGGAAAUUCAAGGGAUCUGAGCAUCUCUGCAUAUUUUUGAAGAGGCAGCAGGAAAGGACAAGGAAUAGGGAAUAAAAGUUCAGAGGAGAGCUGUCCAAUGGAGGCUUGAUCCCAGGAGGACUUCUUGGAGGAAGCAGCAAUGAUGACAGGCCAAGGCCAAACAGUGACUGGGGGAUACUCCUUAUAUAAAAGAGACUGUAAUUCCUUUGGGCCACAAUAAGUCACCACAUUGUGCAUCUCCAGCCCCCACCCACUCCCCUUACCAGGCCACGCUGGUUCCCCAGAGCAGCCAGAAUAACCAUGGGGGCAAAAGAAGGAAGCUUCCAAAAUGAGCUUCUUUCCUCUUAGAGCUGGAGGGGGCCUGAGAGGUCCCUGGGCAACCUCCCUCCUCACACGAGCCAUCCUCCCCCCUUCAAAUAGAAAGCUGCCACCUUCCUGAUUGAAGGCUUGAGUCCAUGCUCUGACUCCAUGAUGAUCGCAGCUAACACUGAGCGCCAGGUAAUAGCUCUUCUAAGCACUUUACGAAUAGGAUCUCGUUUAAACAUCACCCGCCUUUGAGAAGGGCACUAAUGUUCCCCUCACUUUUCAGUUGAGGAAGCUGAGGUUUGGUUAAGCCAUUUGUCCCAGAGCUCAUAGCUGGUGAGGGGCUACAUUGGGUAUUAAACCCAGGCUGCUCUGACUUCAGAGUCCUUGUAUCUGACCACUUGGCUCACUGCUCCCCGCUUCCCCACCACUCACUUUCCUCACACCAGACCUAUCCAGGACCCUGGCCUUUUCCUCUCCUUUAGCCCCGCCUCUACAUCAGGGGUGGCACUUUGGGCCUGACAGUGGACAUCUAGUCAAGGAGAAGGAGGGGGCUCUUGGCAGUAUCAGGUCACAGACUUCCAAGGGCUUUCUUUCCUGCACAUUUUCUCAUUUGAGCCUUUAAGACAGCCCUAUAAAGUAGGGUUUUCUUGUCAUCCCAUGGGAAAGGAAAGGGCAUCUGAGAAACAUGACACGAUUGCCCAAUAGUCAGAGGGACUCAAGUCCAGUACUUACCUGACUCUGUCACGCUUCUCCCCCAGCCUGGCAUUUCUUCCUUAUUGGGAGCCAGGCCUGGGUCGGAUGCUCCCUUAAAUGAAACGAGGAGAGGCCACGAAGACGUGCAGCCCAGGAGCCUACUUCACCUCCAGAGCAAGAGACCCAGAUGUCCUGCCAUUUAGGUCAAGUUCACUUGUGGGCCCUGACGCUUCUGGAACUGACCACCAGAAUGAAAGGGACUUUGAGAGUGAGUGACUGUGGCUAGAAAUAACGCCUAAAGCAAGAAACCCCCUUUGAGGGGCUGGCAGGAAGGGCUGGGGAGGAGGUAGCAGAAGUUUGAUCUCUAAAUCCUUAGCCAGAGGAUGCUGGUCCAGUCGUAGCUGGACCUUGGGAUUGGCAACUCUGUGAAUGGGAUGACCUACUGGGAGAAUACGAGACCUUAUGUAGUGAAACAGCGGAGGCUCCUACCAUGAGCUCCUGGCCUGACAUGGAGGAAUUGAUCCUGAGAAGGCGAUCCAACAGAAGCCAAAAGUGUUUGCCUCAAGAUGGUCCCCAUAAUGUUAUCAAGGCAAAAAACUGGGGGAAAACGCUAAGUAUCCAGUGAACUCUUCCGGCAACUCUCUCCACAGAAUCUAAGGGUGCAGUGAACAGCAUGCAGAAGGGCUUGUGGGAGUUCCCGUCGUGGCUCAGUGGUUAACGAAUCCAACUAGGAACCAUGAGGUUGCGGGUUCGACCCCUGGCCUUGCUCAGUGGGUUAAGGAUCCGGCGUUGCUGUGGCUGUGGCGCAGGUCGGUGGCUACAGCUCCGAUUAGACCCCUAGCCUGGGAACCUCCAUAUUCUGCGGGAGUGGCCCUAGAAAAGGCAAAAAGACAAAAAAAUAAAUAAAUAAAUAAAAGGGCUUGUGGUAAAAAGUUGACUCUCCAUCACACUAUGUCCCCUAAGGAUGACUCACAGGAACAAUCUCUCUUGGUCCCAGUGCCAGGAAACUCUGUGUUUCUCCAGCGCAGCUGCUUUGAUUUAUCUUGAUUUCUGCAUAUCUCUCAGCUGACCAUGUUUCCCUUUUAGCUUUGACUGUCGGGAAGCUCCAACUCAUAUUUCUGGCUCAUUUGUCACAACUGGAUGGCAGGGAUUUUGUUUACUAAUAUUGCCCUAGCUUUCUUUUCUUUCAUUUCUCCUGAACGGUCUUCUAGAUAUUAAUAAUCUCCGUGUAUUUUAUGUUGUAUUUAAGAAAAAAAAAUUUUGGGAAUGGAAUGGAGAGGAGAAGGAAGAGGAAAGAGAAGGUUAAAUGAAAAAAGCUGAGAGGAAAAUGGUUUAACAUUCCCUUCAGAUUUAGCUGAAGAGUGUCAGUUCUCCUGGUCCCUCACGGACAUACAAAGGCUGAUGCCUUUAACUGGUAAUGUUAGAAACUGCUCAAAUGGUGGAUAAAACAAGAAAAUGCAAAAGAAAAUAAUGAGAUAUCGUCAUUUUUCACCUGGAAAAUUGGCAAAAAUUAGUUCUGACACUACCCAGUAUUGGCAUCAAUGAACACUAAUGGUGUCUUCUAUGUGCUGAUGGACUAUGGAUAAUUAGAAGCUUGGUGGAGUUCCCUGGUGGCCUAGCAUUAAAGGAUUUGGCAUUGUCACUGCUGUGGCUCAGGCUCUAUCCCUGGCCCAGGAACUUCCACUGUCACAGGCAUGGCCGGAAAAAAAAAAAAAAAAAAAAAGGAGCAGUUUGGCUCCUAAAGGUGCAUUUACACGUGACUCAGCAAUUACACACUGAAGUAUCUAAAUUGUAGAGAAAAUUUUUUUUCUUUUUUGGCUGCCCCAUGGUACAUGGAGUUCCUGGGCCAAGGAUCAGGUCCAAGCUGCAGUUGUGAUCUAAGCCACAGCUGCAGCAAUGCCAAAUUCUUAACCCACUGUGCCAGGCCAGGGAUCGAACCUGUGUCUCAGUGCUCCCAAGACACUUCUAAUCCCGUUGUGCCACAGCAGGAACUCCAACUGUAGAGAGAUUCCUAAGCAUGUGUUUUCAGCAUUAUUUGUAACAGCAAAAAUAACUAUUCUAAAUGUCAUCAAAUGGAGAAUGAAAAGUAAAUUGUGGUCUAACCUCCCAAGAGAAUAUUGUAUAGCAGAGAAAAUGAAUGAAUCAGAACUACCUGUACUGUUAUGGACAAUGCUCGAAACAAUGGUGAGCAAAAAUGGCAGAAGGUUAUCUGAUUCCAUUUCUAUAGUUUUAAGUGACAAGAAAGAUAUUCUAUCUUCUUUAUGGGUCCAGAUACAUGUUUUGAGGGUAUGAAGAUAUGGGAACAAUAAACACUUGAGACAGAACAGCGAUAAGGACAAGGAAGGUGACCAGGGGAGUGUUGUCACGGGUGCUGUGUAUACCGAUGUGCAUUAUAUUAUUAUCCAUUCUUUUUGGUAUGGCUAAAACAUCUCAUUCAAACAAACAUCUCAUUCAAACAAUCCAACUAGGAACCAUGAGGUUGCAGGUUCGAUCCCUGGCCUCGCUCAGUGGGUUAAGGAUCUGGCAUUGCCGUGAGCUGUGGUGUAUGUAGGUUGCAGAGGCAGCUCAGAUCCCAUGUUGAUGUGACUGUGGCGCAGGCCAGCAGCUGUAGCUCUGACUGGACCCCUAGGCUGGGAACCUCCAUAUCCAGUGGGUGCAGCCUUAAAAAGAAAAAAAAAAAAAAGAAAAAAUGGUGUGAACACUCUCACCGCAACUGGGUAAAACACUCCGCCUGCAUCAGGACAAAGAUGGAAAGGAAAUGUGUGAAGUGCCACGUUGUUGGGGAGGGAGGAACAUGGGUGAGUGUAAGUCCAAUAUCCAGUUUUUCAUAAGCGGAUGAGAAGGUGUUGCUGGCUGUGAUGGGGCCUCUC
Sus scrofa (pig) is the source of this 8113-nucleotide messenger RNA. The record is from RefSeq and is a predicted model, not a curated record. Lineage: Eukaryota; Metazoa; Chordata; Mammalia; Artiodactyla; Suidae.